Macadamia integrifolia is the source of this 1254-nucleotide messenger RNA. Its product is annotated as protein ALUMINUM SENSITIVE 3-like. Lineage: Eukaryota; Viridiplantae; Streptophyta; Magnoliopsida; Proteales; Proteaceae. The coding region runs from base 6 to 851 and encodes 281 amino acids. The record is from RefSeq and is a predicted model, not a curated record. Gene Ontology annotation, biological process: response to aluminum ion. The transcript is spliced from 4 exons.
GAAUAAUGGUGGUGAACAUGGAUAUCGAUUGGAUUCUUUUUGGAAUAAUGGUGGUGAACAUGGAUAUCGAUUGGAUUCAUUACCUAAAGGGCAUGUUGAAACCGCUUGUGGCCCUCACAGUGGUUUUGAUGGCCGUGGCUCUGUUGUAUGUGCAGAAGCUUGGAUUGGGGAAGGAGAUGGUCUACUCCAUUACAAGGGCUUUUCUUCAGUUGUCUGUCAUCGGCUUCGUGCUUCAGUUCGUUUUCAAACAGAAGAACGGUUGGUGGAUUUUCGGCGCUUACUUGUUCAUGGUCUCAGUUGCUAGUUACACAGCAGGCCAACGGGCAAAACAUGUACCAAAUGGGAAGUACAUUGCAGGAGCGUCUAUUCUGACUGGAACAUCAGUGACCAUGUUCUUGCUGCUUGUCCUCAAUCUUUUCCCUUUCACACCACGCUACAUCAUCCCAAUUUUAGGCAUGAUGAUUGUUAAUUCCAUGACUGGAACUGGUGUAACAAUGAGGCGACUCCGAGAUGAUGUCAGGAUCCAAAAGGACCUGGUGGAAACUGCAUUGGCCCUUGGAGCAACCCCAAGACAGGCUACAGUUCAGCAAGUAAAGAGGUCUUUGAUUCUUGCACUCUCUCCUAGGUUAGACAAUGCAAAGACCAUGGGGCUGAUCUCACUUCCUGGUGCUAUGGCUGGUCUUAUAAUGGGGGGUGCCUCCCCUUUGGAGGCCAUUCAAUUGCAGCUUGUGGUGAUGAACUUGCUGAUGGGGGCAGCAACUGUUAGUUGCAUUAUGGCAUCAUAUCUCUGUUGGCCAACCUUCUUCACUAAAGCUUACCAGUUGGAGCCCAAGGUCUUCAGUAAAGAGUAGGCUUUUUUUGUUGUUGUUGAAGUACUACUCCUUGACUACUCCUUACAACGGACAUAUCAAUUAUGAAUUAGUGAUUCAUGCUCGUAGGGCAUGACAAUGGUGAAGGGAAAGGUAUUCUUCAUGAUGUCUUCAUACGCUCAUCUUCCUUGGUACUUCAUCAAAAUGACAGAUCGACGGUCUGGGUAUGCUGCGUCAGUUCUCUUUGUCAUUUAUAAUGGAACCCUUUUUUUGCGAAGGAGGUGGGAGGAGCUUGAAAAAUUUUUAGUUGCAUUAAUUUGAAAUACUUCGAGGAUAAGAAAUUCUCCACACCCAAAAUGCAAAUUAUCAUACUCUUAGUAAGUAUCAUAUGACAAUUCAAAUUGUUUCAUCGGAGUUUACCAUGUGGCAAAGUAGAAUUCAAGGC